AUGGCCCAUGACCUUCUCUUCAGGCUUUUUCCACUUUUGGCCCUGGGAGUCCCCUUACAAAGCAACCGCCUUGGCCCCACAUCUCGCCUGCGCUAUUCCAGGUUCCUAGAUCCUUCUAAUGUCAUUUUCCUGAGUUGGGACUUUGACCUUGAGGCUGAAAUCAUCAGUUUUGAGCUCCAGGUCCGUACAGCUGGCUGGGUGGGCUUCGGUGUCACAAAUCGCUACACCAACGUGGGAAGUGAUCUGGUUGUUGGAGGAGUCUUGCCUAAUGGCAAUGUCUAUUUCUCGGAUCAGCACUUGGUGGACGAAGACACUCUGAAGGAGGAUGGGAGCCAGGAUGCUGAGCUGCUGGGGCUGACGGAAGAUGCUGUCUACACCACCAUGCGCUUUUCCAGGCCCUUCCGCUCCUGCGACCCUCAUGACCUGGAUAUUACGAGCGACACCGUGAGGGUGCUGGCCGCCUAUGGCCUGAAUGACACUCUGAAGCUGGAUCGGGAGCGUACUUUUGUCAAGUCCAUCUUUCUGCUACAAGUCGUCCACCCUGACGAUCUGGAUGUCCCUGAGGACACCAUCAUCCAUGACUUGGAGAUCACUGAUUUCCUCAUUCCAGAGGAUGACACCACGUAUGCCUGCACCUUUCUUCCUCUCCCUAUUGUGAGCGAGAAGCAUCACAUUUACAAGUUUGAGCCUAAGUUGGUCUACCACAAUGAGACAACGGUGCAUCACAUCCUGGUGUACGCCUGUGGCAAUGCUAGCGUUCUCCCCACAGGCAUCAGCGACUGCUAUGGGGCCGACCCUGCCUUCUCCCUUUGCUCACAGGUCAUCGUGGGCUGGGCUGUCGGGGGCACAAGCUAUCAGUUUCCAGAUGACGUAGGCAUCUCUAUUGGGACCCCUUUGGACCCUCAGUGGAUCCGACUGGAGAUUCAUUACAGCAAUUUUAACAACCUUCCUGGUGUGUAUGAUUCCUCGGGGAUUCGCGUGUACUACACUUCUCAGCUGCGCAAAUACGACAUGGGUGUCCUCCAGCUGGGCUUCUUCACGUUUCCCAUCCACUUCAUCCCCCCGGGCGCUGAGUCCUUCAUGUCCUAUGGGCUGUGUAGGACGGAGAAGUUUGAGGAGAUGAAUGGAGCUCCUAUGCCUGACAUGCAGGUGUAUGGCUACCUGCUGCACACCCACUUGGCUGGACGGGCUCUGCAAGCAGUGCAGUACAGGAAUGGAACACAACUUCGAAAAAUCUGUAAAGACGAUUCCUAUGACUUCAACCUGCAGGAGACUCGAGAUUUGCCCUCUCGAGUGCAGAUCAAGCCGGGAGAUGAAUUGCUGGUAGAAUGUCACUACCAGACACUGGACCGUGACUCCGUGACAUUUGGAGGCCCCAGCACCAUUAAUGAGAUGUGCCUCAUCUUCCUCUUCUACUAUCCCCGAAAUAACAUCUCCAGCUGCAUGGGGUACCCUGACAUUAUCUACGUGGCCCACGAGCUGGGGGAGGAGGCAUCAGACUACAUGGAGGGAAUGAUGGCCAUGAACAAUGUCGAGUGGACCCCAGAGAGCAUUAAGAAAGCUGAGAAAGCCUGCAAGGAGGCCCAGCAGACAGUGAUAAUAAAGACCAUUGAUGAGGUGUUGGAAAACACAACAGGCUGGAUUCCAGACAUCAUCCCUACUCCCCGGGGGCCCUGCUUGGAGUCCUCCGGAGGCAAAGUGGAGGCCCAGGACAAGACCUCUGCAGGCUUCAGAGCUGCACCUGUAGCCCUCUCAGGCUCUAGCAGGGCCACCCUGAGGCUUCUCCCCCUGGCGGCCGUCCUGCUGGUGCAGCGCACACUCUCCUGGCUCCCCGCCAUGCUGCAGACUGGAGUCUGAUGCUGUCUCUUCAUGUACAUACCCAGGCCGCUCUCUCCUCAGCCCUCCCUUAUCAUCAAACACAGAAACUCCUCCCCGCACAGGCCCCCCAAAUCCUUAAUCUGUGUCCCUUCUCAUGACCCAGGUCUUGACACUGCAGGCCUGGGCACUGCACAUAUUCCAUAAAGAUUCUUCUGUGACAA
This is a messenger RNA of Gorilla gorilla gorilla (western lowland gorilla), 2039 nucleotides long. Its product is annotated as putative DBH-like monooxygenase protein 2. The record is from RefSeq and is a predicted model, not a curated record. Gene Ontology annotation, biological process: norepinephrine biosynthetic process; dopamine catabolic process; octopamine biosynthetic process. Gene Ontology annotation, cellular component: secretory granule membrane. Gene Ontology annotation, molecular function: dopamine beta-monooxygenase activity; copper ion binding. The transcript has 13 exons. The coding region runs from base 1 to 1857 and encodes 618 amino acids. NCBI's taxonomy places the organism in Eukaryota, Metazoa, Chordata, Mammalia, Primates, Hominidae.